Vicugna pacos (alpaca) is the source of this 2706-nucleotide messenger RNA. The record is from RefSeq and is a predicted model, not a curated record. NCBI's taxonomy places the organism in Eukaryota, Metazoa, Chordata, Mammalia, Artiodactyla, Camelidae.
GCAAUGCCUCUGAGAAGGCAAAGGAGAUCCCAGAAAUCUUGAUCCUCGCUGUGAUUCUUCAGAGAGAAGAAAGGAAAACACAGGUUCAGAAAGGUGGUAUGGUCCAUUGUCAGGCAGCCAGCCAUGCCAACAGCACAAGUAGGACCCUGUCUACCUGGCUGUGGGUCCUGGGUUCCUCCCCCACAACACCACACUUGCGCAUAGGCCAGGAAGUGGUGAAAAGCCCACUUUCUGGUGCCCCUUCUCCCUGCCUUUAGAGCUCCUGUCCCACAAGGGAUUAGUCAGGCCCAAGGAGUAUAUGUGAAGGGACCUGGGGUGCCCAGUAAGAGGGGACUCAGUGGCCUCCAAGAUUCCAGAGUCACAUGGGAAGCAGAAAAGCCCCAGGAUUGCCCAGGCCCUGGGGUGUCUCCUCCUUGGGACUCCCAGGGUGAGUAAGAGCUCCCUUACUCAGCCAUGAGGCCACCACCCUGUCCAAGAGCCCCUCCCAGCCAGGUGUCAGCAGAGAAGAAGGAGGAGGGGACAAAAAGAGGGAGGAGGCGAAGCCACCACUCCAGGCCGAGACUGCUGGCUCCCAGUCCUGGUGUUGGUGGGAGGGACAGGGCGGGGCGGGAACAGCUGCCUGGCUGCCUGCCGGGAGCCAAAACGAAAGCACUUUGGCUGGGACGGGAGUCAGGACUCCUGGGAGAGGGAGUGCGCAAGCUAGCCAGCUCCAGGACCCCAAGGCUGGGGAGGGAUUCCCGCCCCUUCUGCCCACAGGCGCGGGGCUGAGUGGGAGCAGAGGUGCGGCGUCUGCCCCCCCCUCGGGGGGGGACAGGACAGGGCCUCGGGCCUGGGUGCCUUCUGACACCUGGAAGAUGCCUGUGUCCUGGUUCCUUCUAUCCUUGGCACUGGGCCGAAACCCUGUGGUCCUCUCUCUAGAGAGGGUGGUGGGGCUUCAGGAUGCUGCCCGCUGCUCUCCGGGCCUUUCCUGCCACCUCUGGGAUGGUGAUGUGCUCUGCCUGCCUGGGAGCAUCGUGUCCGCUCCAGGCCCCGUGCUGGUGCCCACUCGCCUGCAGACAGAGCUGGUCCUAAGAUGCCACGAGGAGACCGACUGUGACCUCUGUGUGCGUGUGGUCAUCCACUUGGCUGUGCAUGGGUCCUGGGAAGAGCCUGAAGAUGAAGAGAAGUUUGGGGGAGCAGCUGACGCAGAGCUCGAGGAGCACGGGAACGCCUCUCUCCAGGCCCACGUCGUGCUCUCCUUCCAGGCCUACCCUACUGCCCGCUGCGUCCUGCUGGAAGUCCAAGUGCCCGCUGCCCUCGUGCAGCCCGGUCAGCCUGUGGGCUCUGUAGUAUUUGACUGCUUCGAGGCCGCCCUGGGGGCUGAGGUGCGAAUCUGGUCCUACACUCAGCCCAGGUACCAGAAAGAACUCAACCUCACGCAGCAGCUGCCUGACUGCAGGGGGCUCGAAGUCCAGGACAGCAUCCAGAGCUGCUGGGCCCUGCCCUGGCUCAAUGUGUCUGCAGAUGGUGAAGAUGUGCGCCUGGUGCUGGAUGUCUCUGAGGAGCAGCGCUUUGGCCUCUCCCUGUACUGGAACCAGGCCCAGGGCCCUGCAAAACCCUGGUGGCACAGAAACCUGACUGGGCCACAGACCAUUACGCUGAACCACACAGACCUGGUUCCCUGCCUCUGCAUUCAGGUGUGGCCUCUGGAGCCCGACUCCGUCAGGACCAGCAUCUGCCCCUUUAGAGAGGACCCCCGUGCACACCGGAACCUCUGGCGGGCUGCCCGGCUGCACCUGCUGCCCCCACAGGGCUGGCGGCUGGACGCGCCGUGCUCACUGCCCGCCGAGGCCACACUGUGCUGGCAGGCUCUGGACGGGGGCCCCUGCCAGCCACUGGUCCCUCCGCUGCCUCGAGAGAAUAUCACUGUGAACAAGGCUCUUGAGUUCCCGUUGCUGAAAGGCCAUCCCAACAUCUGUAUCCAGGUGAACAGCUGGGAGACGCUGCAGUUGCAAGAGUGCUUGUGGGCUGACUCUCUGGGGCCUCUCAAGGAUGACAUGCUGCUGGUGGAGACACGAGGCCCCCAGGACAACAGAUCACUCUGUGCCUUGGAAGCCAGUGGCUGCACCCCACUGCUCAGCAGGGCUUCCACGAGGGCAGCUCGCCUUGGAGAGCAGUUACUACAAGACCUGCAAUCAGGCCAGUGUCUGCAGCUGUGGGAUGAUGACCUGGGAGCAUUAUGGGCCUGCCCCAUGGACAAGUACGUCCACCAGCGCUGGGCCCUGGUGUGGCUGGCCUGCUUACUCCUUGCCGCUGUGCUUUUCCUUCUCCUCCUUCUCAAAAAGAACCAUGUGAAAGGGUGGCUGAGGCUCUUGAAGGAGGACGUCCGCGUGGGGGCGGCCGCCAGGAGCCGCGCGGCUCUGCUCCUCUACUCCGCCGACGAUGCUGGCUUCGAGCGCCGGGUGGGCGCCGUGAGGUCUUGGCCCGAGUGCACUGGGCAGGCUUCACAAUGUGUGUGGAUUUUUUAAAAUAAAGUGUCUCCUCGUGGUGGCUGCUAGUGAGCUUUGGCCCCUGCCCAGAAUGGGGAGGGGUCCCUGCAGGGAUGGGCCCAUCACAGCCCCCUCCUGCCAGCUGCAUGCUGCCAGCUCCUGUUCUGUACUCACCUGCCCCCCAGCCACUGAUUUAUUUAUUGAUUCAUCUCAGGAAAUAAAGGUCUUGGAAAAUGGA